Messenger RNA from Zychaea mexicana, 894 nucleotides. Its product is annotated as UbiE/COQ5 methyltransferase. Gene Ontology annotation, molecular function: methyltransferase activity. The transcript is spliced from 5 exons. NCBI's taxonomy places the organism in Eukaryota, Fungi, Mucoromycota, Mucoromycetes, Mucorales, Lichtheimiaceae. Gene Ontology annotation, biological process: ubiquinone biosynthetic process. The coding region runs from base 1 to 894 and encodes 297 amino acids. The record is from RefSeq and is a predicted model, not a curated record.
AUGUCAUAUUUACUGCCACGGUCGAGGGUUCUCGCUUCAGCGCGUCUUACUUUCCCCAUUGCCAAACGUGCAUGCUUCUCUACCACUGCUCGACGACUCCAACAACAACAGACCACUGAACAGUCGAAAACAACUCACUUUGGUUUCCGCAAUGUCCCCGAAGAAGAAAAAGAAUCUUUAGUACGACAAGUGUUUGCCAAAGUUGCAGGCAACUAUGACAUAAUGAACGACGCCAUGAGUUUAGGCAUUCAUAGGAUUUGGAAAGAUCAGUUUAUUCGUUCCAUGGCACCUGGUCCGGGUACUAAACUUUUAGACGUAGCAGGAGGAACUGGUGAUAUUGCUAUGCGAUUCUUGGAUUAUUGUCGAAACAUUCACCAGGAUACGACAGCUAGUGUAACCAUGGUUGACAUCAAUCCACACAUGUUGGAAGAAGGCAAGAAGCGAUUCUCUAAGAGCCCUUAUGCAAACACCAACCAGACCCAGUUUUAUGUACAAAAUGCAGAAAACCUCGAAGAAAUUCCCGAUGAGUCAAUGGAUGUUUAUACAAUUGCAUUCGGUAUUCGUAACUGCACACAUGUUGACCGCGUUAUCAAGGAGGCAUAUCGUGUAUUGAAGCCUGGAGGUCGUUUUAUGUGCUUGGAGUUCAGCCGGGUGGAUAAUCCCGUCAUUGGAAAAUUCUACGAUCUGUACUCUUUUGACGUCAUUCCUGUUCUUGGCCAAGUCAUUUCCCAAGACCGUGAUUCAUACCAAUAUCUUGUUGAGAGCAUUCGCAAGUUCCCACCACAAGAGCAGUUCGCACAAAUGAUUCGUGACGCAGGCUUUUCAACGGUCGGCAAAGGCUAUGAAGAUUUAACCUUUGGCGUUGCUGCCAUCCACAGCGGUUUCAAGAUUUAA